This is a messenger RNA of Lineus longissimus, 1368 nucleotides long. RefSeq lists its product as uncharacterized. Gene Ontology annotation, molecular function: ribonucleoside-diphosphate reductase activity, thioredoxin disulfide as acceptor. The record is from RefSeq and is a predicted model, not a curated record. Gene Ontology annotation, biological process: deoxyribonucleotide biosynthetic process. The coding region runs from base 1 to 1368 and encodes 455 amino acids. Gene Ontology annotation, cellular component: cytosol. NCBI's taxonomy places the organism in Eukaryota, Metazoa, Nemertea, Pilidiophora, Heteronemertea, Lineidae. The transcript has a single exon.
AUGUCGCUUAUCGACGCGGAUUCCUGCGCGUGCACUAAGGCGGAAUUGGAGUUGUUCGAAACAAAACCAACACAAACAGCGAUCACGUCCGGAAAACUCGUAGAGGUGCACCCAACAACUUCGAUUGAGAACACCGAUGUCAUUGAAUUUAAUACGCAAACCGACGAAAAAAAUUACAUCGAUCUUCGGGAAACGACCAUCUACAUCAGGGCCAAAAUUGUCAAACUGGAUGGCACCGCUCUGACAGAGAAAACAGGUGACACUGUUGACCCAAAGGCGCAAUGCUACCCGAUAAACUAUCUGGUCGGGACGAUGUUCAAACAGGCCGAAAUAUCGCUUUCCGGGACACAGAUUGGGAGCACCAGCAGCAUGUACGCUUAUCGGUCUUACCUGGAGGCGUUGCUCAGUUAUGGCAAAGACGCAAAAACCCACCAAUUGAGAGCAGGAGGAUACUUCAAAGACGUGACCGACAUGGAGACAACCGGUGCUACAAUAAGUGACAGCACAGCCACCAACAAGGGGGCGGUGAGCCGAUUCAAGAUGACGAAGUUCAGCCAAUCUUUUGAACUCCAGGGUCGGAUCCAUAAUGAGAUGUUCGAACAAGGGAAACUGCUUCUCAGCAAAGUACCACUAACCGUCAAACUAACAUUAGGAAACCCCAAAUUCAGCCUGAUGUCCGCAUCAACAGCUACCGAUUACAAGAUAAAAUUGGAAAAAGCAAUACUGAUGACAAGCGUCAAAGAAAUAGCCAGCUACGUCCGAUUAGCGCACGAGCAGCGGCUUCUCGCAGCAAACGCAAAAUACCCCGUGACAAGGAUUGAAAUGCGCUACUACCAAAAAGCAGCAGGAGGAAGCGACUUGUCCGAGGCAAACCUGUGCAAAGGAGAAACGCCGAGGCGCAUCGCUAUAGGACUGCUUGCCAGCAACGCCAUGAACGGGGCCCUGGAUGGAAACCCGUUCAACUUCAAACACUACAACGUGACAAGCAUAAAACUAACUGUCGCGGGGGCAUCUAUCCCUUACGGGGAACUAAAGGUGGAUUUUACCGCGAAAAAUGUGGUGAAUGGAUACAUGACGCUCUUUCGGGGGAGCAAGUUGUGGCCGGCCAACAAGAGCAACGACAUAUCACUAGACGACUAUGUGGAUGGAUAUGCCUUGUACGUCUUCAAUUUAGCGCCGGAUGACGCGGGAUCGAGUGCUUUCCAACUCGCAAAAAAUGGUGAUGUCGGAGUGGAAAUCAAGCUAUCCACGGCCACCACCGAAGCAGUGAAUCUCAUAGUUUUAUACGAAUACGAUUCUUUCGUGGAAAUCGAUGCCGAUCGAAACGUGUAUUACAGUCACGGCGGGGUGAAAGGAGCAGAAAAAUAA